AUGAAUUGGUUUGAUUAGAAAAUGAAAUUCUAUUAUUUUUGUUUUAGAUCUAAAGAGAAAAAGAGGAAAAAGAAAAGAUUAAGAUUGGAAUAUGAGAAAUUAUAAAGUUAAUUGUAUUUAUAAAGUAGAAGAAUUUAAAGGUAAAAUUGUUAGGUUUGUAGAGGGUUUCUUUUGAUUGGUUAGGCUUAUUUCAGUAUAGGAAUUAAAUUGAAUACCAGAAUUCUAGAAAUAAGAGGGCUUGAUGUCUAAUUGGAACAAAUAUUCUUAUUUUCUAUUUUUAAAAACAACAUCUCAAUAUGGAUCCCGAAGAAAAACAAUUAAUUGGUUCAAUACUUAGUGGUACGUGAAUAUUAUGAUAAUGUCUUAGAUGAAAGUGAAGUGUAAAUGUAUGAAAGGAAAUAGACUCGAAAAAAGAGUAAAUUAUCACUGAACGCCAAAGAGUUCUAACCUAUAUUGAUUAACUCCAAAGAAUAAAUUGAAAUUCUUGGAGAAAAUCAUGGGUAUGACACUCUUACUUACAAUUCCACAAACUCACAACCUUAUAUAAUUAACGAAAGAUAAAAAGAGAAGAAGCCUUCCAUUAAAAUUUAUCAUGAUUUGAAGUAACUUUAAUUCUCACCUAAAAAACACUAAACAAUGUAACCUAUUACUCCACCCUAAACUUUCUAUUUGACAUUUAAUAGCCAUCCCUCUCUAUAAGAAGAUAAUCAAAUUCAGUUAUAAUUGAGACAGGACGAUUAUCAAUUUAGAAAUUGUUUAGAAUAAAUAUGUGGGAAUUAGAAUGCAUCAAGAAAUCUACAAAAGAUCUUUGACAAUGGAACCCCUUUACAAAGGACUAUGAUCUUUGAGACAAUUGAAAAAAACCUAAUUAAGACAUCAAAAGAUUUAUUUGGAAAUUAUUUGGUUUAAAAAAUAUUUUUGUCAGGUGAAAAAUAAUGGAAAUUCAGUUUAUUCCAUCAAUUCCAAGGUUAUUGUGUUGAAUUAUCUAAAAAUCAGUAUGCUUCUAGAGUGAUAAACAGAAUGAUAGAAUUUUUAAAAGAUGAGGAUCAUCAUUUUUAAAUCGAAUUUAUGGAUGAAAUAAAAUAAUAAGUCAGAUAAUUAAUUAAUGAUAACAAUGGUUGCUAUGUAUUAUUAAGUUGUUUGGAGAAUUUUGAUUACAAACUUUGCGAAUAUAUGAAGAAACAUAUAGAACAAUCUGUAUAUUCUAUGUCAUAACACACAUAUGGAUGUAGGAUAAUUUAAUUUAUGCUUCAAAAAUAAUAUAGUUAAUCAUUGUUAGACUAAAUUAUGGAAGUAUCAUAGUAACUUUGUAUUUGUGAAUUUGGUAACUACAUAAUUUAGUUUAUAUUGAAAAGUAAUUUUAAAUAGCAAAAAAUGGAACUGUUAAGAAUUAUUAAGAGCAACUUCUAAACAUUAUCUUACAAUAAAUAUGGAAGCAAUGUAGUAGAAGUCUUUCUUGAUGUAAUUGAAUAAGAAGAUAUAAAAUUUAUUACGAAUAUUAUGAUGGCUUCAGAUUAGGACAACAAUUAUUUAUUUGUAGCUUUUGCAACACAUCCUUUUGGAAACUAUGUUUUUAAGAAGUUCUUAUAGUUAGAUUAGUAAUAUAUAAUUCCAGUUCUUGGAAUAAUGAAGAGACAUCCUGAAAUACUACAAUAAAUCAAUACUUCUGAAUAUGGAUAGAAGAUAUUCUCUGUUGUAGAAAGAUCCAUUCAAUUUAUAUGAAUAAAAUGCUUGUGAAUUGUAUUAAAUUUGUAUUAUGCAGUAUAUUAAAAUAAAAGAAA
Molecule: messenger RNA, 1781 nt
Organism: Paramecium tetraurelia
Lineage: Eukaryota; Ciliophora; Oligohymenophorea; Peniculida; Parameciidae
Exons: 7
Biological process (GO): post-transcriptional regulation of gene expression
Cellular component (GO): cytoplasm
Molecular function (GO): mRNA binding
Source: RefSeq, a predicted model, not a curated record